AUGGACGUGAUUGUGAGUGCUGGCAACGGUAGCAACCCGGCGGCCCCAUCGCCGGUUCCACCAACCGCACCAACUGCUUCCGCCGUGGCCGCGGCCAUCGCCUCCCGUUCGCUGCGAGUGCGCACAUCGAGUCAGAGCGGUGGAAAGCAGUACGGGGAGGCGCUCAGCGAGAUUCAGCUCUGCCCGAGCGUCAUGUCAGAGGGCACCCGGAAGAUGCUGCCCCCGACCACGGAAACCAUCCAAACGAAACCGUUCCCGAUUCGAGGUGAACGAGCUAACUAUGUCAAUAGUCCGCAUGUUAUAGCGAUGGUUGGUUUACCGGCCCGUGGUAAGACUUAUAUAUCGAAGAAACUGUCCCGCUACCUAAACUGGAUUGGUAUCAACACGAAGGUGUUCAACCUGGGCGAGUACAGGCGGCAUGCAACCGAUGCCUAUCGCAGCCAUGAGUUUUUCCGUCCCGACAAUGAGGAAGCAAUGGCCAUUCGGCAGCACUGUGCUGAAUUGGCUUUAGAAGACGUGUGUAACUGGCUGGAAAAUGGUGGUGAAGUGGCGGUAUUCGAUGCCACAAAUUCGACCAGGGAUCGCCGGCAAAUGAUCCGCGAGAUUGUAGUGAAAAAAAUGGGUUACAAGCUCUUUUUCGUUGAAUCAAUCUGUGACGAUCCAAGCAUUAUUGAGCAAAAUAUUAUGGUCAAGCUUAGUGGUUUGGAGCAUCAUCCACCACUGCUUCCAAGCGAGGAAGUAAAAGUAAGUAGUCCUGACUAUCGGAAUAUGAACAUGGAUGAAGCCCUAUCCGAUUUUCGGCUGCGAAUCGAACACUAUCAAGAACGUUAUGAACCGUUGAGUGAGGAACUGGAAAAGGAUCUAUCUUAUAUGAAGAUAUACAACACUGGUGAAAAGGUAGUCGUUCAUAAGCACGAGGGUCAUAUACAGUCGCGCAUAGUGUAUUAUUUGAUGAACAUACACAUCACCCCCAGAACAAUCUAUCUCACUCGGCAUGGCGAAAGUGAGCAUAAUUUACAGGGACUGAUCGGUGGUGAUUCGAACCUCAGUGAUCGAGGGCGCCGGUACGCACAAGCAUUAGCGAAAUACAUCGACGAGCAACAGAUAGAAGGGUUACGCGUGUGGACGUCUUGGUUGAAAAGAACAAUCCAAACCGUUGCCGAUGUGAACGCACCUCAGGAACGCUGGAAGGCACUUAACGAAAUUGAUGCUGGAAUAUGUGAGGAGAUGACUUAUGAGGACAUUCAGCAACGCUUUCCGGAAGAAUUUAAGGCCCGUGAUCAAAACAAAUUCGCCUAUCGUUACCCGCGCGGGGAAAGCUACGAAGAUUUGGUCGUUAGGCUGGAACCCGUUAUGAUGGAGCUGGAACGACAAGGCAAUGUACUCGUUGUGUCUCAUCAGGCCGUACUACGCUGCGUUUUGGCAUACUUUUUGGAUAAGUCGGCUGAUGAGUUGCCGUAUUUGAAAGUGCCUCUACACACUAUUAUAAAGCUAACGCCAGUCGCGUACGGCUGCAAGGUCGAGCACAUUAUGCUGCCCAUCCAUGCAGUCGAUACGCAUCGUGCCAAACCGGAGAACGAACAGGAUCUGGACGAUUCCUUCGACAGCACCGGGGGCGGUAGCCCCCCGAACGGAAAGCAGAUUAUUCUCAACGGUUCAAACGGAGAGUGCCGUUUCUUUCCCAACAGCUCUUAA
Anopheles nili is the source of this 1695-nucleotide messenger RNA. RefSeq names its product 6-phosphofructo-2-kinase/fructose-2,6-bisphosphatase-like. NCBI's taxonomy places the organism in Eukaryota, Metazoa, Arthropoda, Insecta, Diptera, Culicidae. The transcript is spliced from 9 exons. The record is from RefSeq and is a predicted model, not a curated record. Gene Ontology annotation, biological process: fructose metabolic process; fructose 2,6-bisphosphate metabolic process. Gene Ontology annotation, molecular function: 6-phosphofructo-2-kinase activity; fructose-2,6-bisphosphate 2-phosphatase activity; ATP binding. Gene Ontology annotation, cellular component: cytosol. The coding region runs from base 1 to 1695 and encodes 564 amino acids.